This is a messenger RNA of Saccharomycodes ludwigii, 4437 nucleotides long. It is a transcript of the gene MSB1, whose product is annotated as Msb1p. Lineage: Eukaryota; Fungi; Ascomycota; Saccharomycetes; Saccharomycodales; Saccharomycodaceae. Gene Ontology annotation, cellular component: cellular bud tip; cellular bud neck. The record is from RefSeq and is a predicted model, not a curated record. Bases 1 to 4437 code for a protein of 1478 amino acids. The transcript has a single exon.
AUGGUUGAUACUAAUAAACCAUUACCCAGUACCGAGAAACUUACUAAAAAGAAAAAUCCAAAUAAUUUAAAUCUUGAGGAUGAUGAAGAUGAUGAAUUUGAGUUUUUCCAUGAAUUCAAACCAAGCAAUGUAAAAUCAUUAGUUCAUAUAAUAACUACACAGUUGAAAGCCUCGUUGGAUAUAGAAUAUUUAUUUUUGCCUUUUAGAAAGGAACAAACCAACGAGAAUUUAUUGAAAUUUUUAAAUUCUAUUUUCCCGUUGGGUAAUGGUGUCCCACUAUCAAAUGAUGCUAAGAUAUUAAAAAUUGUUCAAAAAACAACGCCAGAUACACUAUUUCAAACUCUAAAAUAUAUAUGGUGUAGAUUACCCAACGGUGAAAUUAUUGGUUGGGAAGCAUAUAAUAAAUUUCUGAAAAAGGAAAAAAAAAUGCAUUAUCCUCAGCGGGCGUUUCUAGAAAUCAUGCCUAAAUGUUUGAAAUCGCCUGAUCAUGCCUCGUUGGUUUACGAUUUUUUUGAUUUGUUGGUUGCGUUUGCUUCUAAUUCUAAAAUAAACAAAUUAAGUGCUAGAAAAAUAUCACGUAUGUGCGCUAUUUGGGCAUUUUCAUGCGAAGCUCAAAACAUCACGAACGGAUCCAAUCAACACCAACAGCAUCAGUCAAGUGCUAAAUCUUUGGAUUUUAGCAGUGCCCAAUUGCAAGAUAUUAAGAAAUUGGGGAAUAAUUCAUACGAACAAGGUUUAGCCGAAUGGCUACCAGCUUCAAAUGCUGUUUUUCACUUAACUAUGGCCUUCAUCAAAAGUUUCCUGCCGCCUGAAAAGGAAUCAUCUCACAAACCGAUGGAUAAUCUCCCAUUGGAUUUCCCUAAAAGUUUACGCCACGUUUUAUACGAUAACGAAUAUCCACCAAAUUCCAAUUCAUGGUAUACUGGAUCAAGCACAAUAUUGACGGUUCCAUUGGUGACCUUAAAAACCACUAAAUUUUCUAAGAAGCCAUGGUCUUUGUUUGAAAGAUGUGGCAAUUGUUUAAAUUUUGAUAAUCCAAACGAUUUUGGGACUAGAGAAGAUUAUGCCAUUUUGAAAAGUUUGUUUAACAACAAAAAAAGAGACACUGUUGAAGCAGUUAGCAAAAAAAUGUCUAAACAAAGCAAAAAAUUAAUGAAGGAAAUGACAACCAAGCACUCAACAUUCCAAGCUGGUUGGGCUAAGAAAAGAUGUGUGCCUCCCCUUAAGAAAGUUAAUGUUAAAGACGAGAUAGAAAUUAAAAGAGUAGAUAUAGAUGAUUACUUCAUUUGGACCUGGAUGUCUUCUAUAUCUAAUGAACAAACUUCUUUUAAAAAAAAGAUAUUUGGAAGAUCAUUGAUUUCAGAAUUUGAAUUUGAUGGGUUUAAAAAGUGGGUUAUUAUAGAAGAAUCAGAUAAAACACUAGAUUACAUAACGAGAUUGAACGCUACUAGUAGUGCUAAUAAUUUAACCUUGAAUGGCACAAAGGAAAAGAAAAACAGUGCUAUAGAUAAGAUUCAUGAUACUGCUAAAGGUGAUAAAAGGAACGCUACACCAGUUUAUGAAAAGUUUCAGAAAUUAAACAUGGAAAAGUCAAUGACACAUAUACCGCGAUCUAAAAACUUUGAACCGGAGCUGGGUCCUCAACUACGCAAGCAACAUAAAGCUGAAACCAGCGUUCAUUCCAUUGAGCAUAAGUUGGCUAAGUGGAAUCCGUUAAACAACUUAAGAAAGAAGAGCGAAACAAGUAUAACCUCUUUAGAACCAUCCCCUGAUGUGGCAAGUGAUGCAUACUUGGAGGAGAGGGGAGAAAGUCUUUUAAGCCCAGCUAAACAAACUACUGCAUUUAAUAAGAAUAAUGGAGACUUGUCUGAUUUAAAAGACAGCAAUAGAAUUACUCCGUCUUUAGAACAAAAAACGAAUAUGUUGCAACAACCAUCAAUUCAUGAACAAUCAAAAAAUUCAGAUAGAGUUAUUUCAUCAUUUAGUUUAUUAAAACCAGGCGAAUACGAAUUGCCUCCACUUGAACUUGGUGAUGAUAAUUUUGCGAUUGAUUUACCAAUUUUAGAUGCGAUCCAGGUGGAAGACGAAGAUAUUAGAAAAUAUGAACUGGAACGUGAACAAAGGCAAUUAGAAAAAAAUCGUUUACAAGAGGAAGAGGAGAAAAAACGUUUACACGAAGAAGAGCAGAAGCAAAAAACACUAUUAGCUAAACUUCAAAAGAAACAAAUAGAGCAACAGCGGCAGCAGAACCAAGCAAUGAAGGAAGAAGAACCACCCUAUGAAAAAGAUUCGCGCCAUAAUGAAAGAUUUACUGCUAAAAACAAUUCUGGGACUAUUGAUAGACAAGUAGAAGUUAUUGAUUUAGAGGCUGAUGAUUUAAGUGACGCUGUUGACGAUUUGACAUCUCAAAUAUAUCAAUUUGAUAGGAAUUUAACCCAAAAGAGACAAAAUACGCCCCAUUAUAAACCCGAGGAAGAAAUUAGGGUUACUAGUAGUAGAUAUGAUUCAAAUACAAUAGUUACACAAAACAGUGAAGAAGAACAAGGUGGCAAUGAGACAAAUUCCUUAAUAAAGCCCUUGAAUUUGGGGAGUGUAGAGUCUUUAAGUUAUUUAGUCAAUGAUGACGCCGGUGAAAAUUGUAGAGUUGCCAUGCCGCAACAACAACAACAUGAACAGUAUCAAUAUCCAAAUGAUCAAUAUCCCAAUGCUGCUAAGAAUAGGGAUUUUUAUGCUCAGCAGCAAUCGGAGCGACGUGGUAGAUCACACGACAAUCAUAUGGAUUAUGCUUUAAAUGAAUUAAAUUCAGAAUCUCCUUUAAGAAUAACCCACAGACCCCCUUCUCCUGUGUCGAAUCCUUAUAAAAAAGAUCAGUUUUCAGAACAAUAUUCAUACACUGGUGAUCACCCUCCCAUUGCUUCAGCUUCCCCUAUGAACACUUACCAAAAAGGCUCGCCAAAAUUUAUGCAACAACAUACCCUAAACAGUGAGCACCCAAGAUCCCCAUCUCCGUAUAAUAAUAAUAAUAAUAAUAAUAAUAAUAAUAAUAAUAAUAAUAAUAAUGUAAAUAUUGCCAGAGCUGGGGCAAUGCCAUCUUCAUACAACCACAAUACUGUUAAUCCCCCAGUAAAUCCUCCGUCUCCGUACAACAACGGCCAUAAUAAUAUGAACACUAACAGGUCGCCAAUGCAUCCAUCCUCAUAUAAUAACAAUGUAGUUAUUCCCCAAACAAAAUCACCAUCACCUUACAAUGGAGGUAUGUCACCAUCACCUUACAAUGGAGGUAUGUCACCAUCACCUUACAAUGGGGGUACGUCACCAUCAUUUUACAACAGAGGUACGUCACCAUCACCUUACAACAGAGGUACAUCACCAUCACCUUACAACAGAGGUACAUCACCAUCACCUUACAACAGAGGUACAUCACCAUCACCAGGCACUCCUAAUAAUAAUACCGCAAGUAAUUUUGGUACUGGAAAUAUUGUUGUGCAACAUGCAAAGUCUCCUCAACCGAGGAUACAGGGAGGCACUGGUAACACUUGUGGUUUACAAUCACAGGUGUCGUAUUCACCUCAAUAUGAAGCUGGUGCAGGACUUGUAGCUUCACGGGGUCGAUCGCCGUCUCCACAAAACCGUUCUUCAUCUCCGCAUGGUCGCUCACCUUCGCCUGUUUAUGUAGAAAAUAGAGUAGGAAUGGGGCAACCUAGCCAUUCAUUUACAUCCCCACAAAUGGCAUACCAAAAACAAGAUAAUAACGCUGAUCGCAAUGCCAUUAAUCAAAAUAAGCAAAAGGCGUCUGCAAACAGGAAUCCGUAUGUUAUCCCAAGAGUAGAAAGCAACCCUCAAUUGCGAAUACACCAAACACAACCACAGCAAAAUGAGUUUCAACCUAGAGGGAGGGGCAUCAAUGGUAAUUUCCCGGUACAGAAAAAUUUAUCUGCAGUGCCACCAAUGAUUGUUGUCAGUGGCUCUCCAGGAACAAAUACUGUAGCGUCUUCUCCACCAAGAGCUAAUACUAUGAUGAAUAUGCCGCCUUCUCCACAAUAUCAGCGAGGAAGUGUGUCACCAUACAGACAAACACCAUCCAACAAUAGUAUGAUGCCAACAUCUCCUCCAAAUAUGUAUAAUGCACAAAUGCCAAGAGCCAAUAGUAUGCAAAACAUGCCUACUUCGCCAUAUCGACAGCAGCAACCGCCAAUGCAUCAUAAUAACAUGAAUUGGGGAGGUCCAAUUCCAUCAAAACAACAACAAUACAUACCUAGAAAUACGUAUGGUCCGAAUGCAGAAGCCGAUGAAAUGGAGAAUCCUAUUGUUUCUAAAGUGGUAAGCGAAAUGCCAGUUGCUCCGAGAGUUAAUAAGUUACAUAGUGGUAACGUUUAUAAAAGUAAGGGGAGAAAACAGUUGUAUGAUCAAAUUCGUGGGGGAGAUUUUGGAAUUUGA